AUGACAGAUUUAUUGAUUAUGUCUGUUAAAAAUGUUGUGCAAGCAAUGUAUCAAUUUAUGAUAGAUAAUUAUGAAAAAUCCAAAAAAGACGUUAUCGAAUUUGAAAAUAACAAACAUGAAGUAUUUGAAUCGAUAUACAUAAAUUUUAGUUUAGACAGAUAUGAAAGUGUUGAUGAUGCUGAUUUAGAAAGUAUGGUUAAUAUAAUUAAAACACAAUUCAAUGAUUCAUUGGAACUAAAGAAACUUACACCGUUAGAAUUUAGAAUAGCAAAUAGAUCAAAAGAUAUUAUUGAAUUUUUAACAAGAGAUAAUAUGGGUAAUAGAAUAAUAGGCAAAUUAGUUCAUGUUAGAACGAAUAAUAAUAACAAAAUUGAACAUAACUUUGCAGUAAUGACUCAAAGAGUAAUAUAUACAUUAAAACCUAAUAUACAAGAAAUACCACAAUCGGUUUGGCAAAAGAUUACAUUUCAAUCAAAACAAUAUGAAAAGAGCUUUCCAAAAUUAGAUUUCCAAUGGAUAGAAAAAUUAUCUUCUGUUCUAAAUGUAAAUUUUGUUGAAAAUGCACAAAAAUAUGGUUUAUUAAGCAGUUAA
Messenger RNA from Didymodactylos carnosus, 591 nucleotides. The record is from the annotation of a GenBank genome assembly. Lineage: Eukaryota; Metazoa; Rotifera; Eurotatoria; Philodinida; Philodinidae.